AUGGCCGAUAAGUAUGGAUCAAUCUUCACUAUCCGGCUGGGCAUACAUCGGGCUCUGAUAGUGAGCAGCUGGGAGAUAGCAAAAGAGUGCUUCACCACUAAUGACAAAGUCUUUGCCAGCCGUCCAAAAGCUAUAGCUGCAGAACUCAUGGGCUACAACUAUGCCAUGUUAGGGUUUAGCCCUUACGGUCCUUACUGGCGCCAAGUGCGUAAAAUAGCCACCCUCGAGCUCCUAUCAAACCACCGGCUUGAGAUGUUCAAAGACAUCCGAGUGUCUGAGGUAAAUACAUCUAUAAAAGAGAUAUAUGAGGUCUGGGUCAAGAACAACAACAUGUUGGUAGAGAUGAAGAGAUGGUUUGGGUCCACAACCCUAAAUAUUUUAUUUAGGAUGGUUAUAGGGAAACGAUUUGAUGGGACUGCAACCAAGGAUGAGAUUAAUGAAGAUAACGAUCAGUCACUACAAGAAAUUUGCACAUUAGCGGCCAACUUUUUAGCGGCGACACCAAAGUCGCCGCUAAAGACACAUCAUUAG
This is a messenger RNA of Alnus glutinosa, 531 nucleotides long. RefSeq names its product cytochrome P450 CYP82H23-like. The transcript has a single exon. Gene Ontology annotation, biological process: defense response to other organism. NCBI's taxonomy places the organism in Eukaryota, Viridiplantae, Streptophyta, Magnoliopsida, Fagales, Betulaceae. The record is from RefSeq and is a predicted model, not a curated record. Gene Ontology annotation, molecular function: heme binding; monooxygenase activity; iron ion binding. Bases 1 to 531 code for a protein of 176 amino acids.